Messenger RNA from Epinephelus lanceolatus (giant grouper), 3195 nucleotides. The record is from RefSeq and is a predicted model, not a curated record. NCBI's taxonomy places the organism in Eukaryota, Metazoa, Chordata, Actinopteri, Perciformes, Serranidae.
GCACAGACAUGCAUUAAAGAGGAGGGGGGAUAAAGUAGUGCCCUGCAGACUGACAGACACAAUGGCAGUGACAGCAGCUCGCCGUUGAUGCUCUCCCCUCGCUGCUGCAUGUGGCCUUUGAACCCAUUGUUGUGUCGCGGGUGACGUCAGUGCCGUGUGCGGGAGACGGAGCGGCGUGCGCCUGGCGAGACAAAGGCGGCGGACCGACCGGGGUCAGGCAGCAGCAGCAGAGAGCCGAGAACCACUGUUUUUUUUUUUUUUUUUUUACUAAAAGGUAACUGCUAACCUUGGAUUUUCAGCUGCGGCGCGUGUCGGUACGCAGAAUGAAGACCCGGUGACACUCCCAGGAAUAUGCUGUGACUCUCCUGAAAGAGGAAAAAAACAACACUGCCCUCUCUUCGGUUUUUAACGUUUUUCUCCUACGCCCCCCCGUUUAGCGUGCUAGCUAGCUAACCGUGCUAGCUCCCUAGCGUUGGUCUCCUCCUCCUCCUGGCUGCUUCUCAUCUUUCCCUCAAAAACUGGGCGACGGGCGAAGGGAGGAUCUCGUCGACAAAGGCAAGAUAAAAAGAGGGUGAGCUCACUCCCAACACACAGGCAUCCGUGAUCUGAUGUGAGAUCCACGGAGAGACUAUGCCUAGCCCUUUAUUCCACCCCGAGAUUAUGGACCACGACGUGGUGAUCAGCAGCCAGCACAACGGGGUCGGUCUGCCCCGAGAGACGGACCAGGAGUCCCGGGAAGAGGACCACCAAGAGGCGCUCCGCUUCGCCCUGGACCAGCUGUCACUCAUGGCCCUGGAGAAGGUGGACUGUGGGGGCGGCGGUGGCAGCGGAGGCGGCGGGCUGGUCGACACUCUGGAUGGGACCCAGGGUCCCGGCUCUGAGGGCUGCAACGGCGUGGGCGGAGGGGGCUACGUGGAUCUACAGAUGCUGGAGCAUCCCAACGGGUCCCGGGACUCGCCGACGUCCUGCUCUCCGUCCCCGGAGUACUACGGCUCGGGCGGGUACCACAUGGCCGGCUCGCACCCCAUGCUCCACGGGGAACAAAGCUCCGUCCUCUGCAGCAGGAAAAGAAGUGUCAACAUGACUGAAUGUGUGCCUGUGCCCAGCUCUGAGCAUGUGGCAGAGAUAGUGGGGAGACAAGGUUGUAAGAUCAAGGCCUUACGUGCCAAAACAAACACUUACAUAAAGACUCCAGUCAGAGGCGAGGAUCCGGUGUUCAUUGUGACGGGACGCAGGGAGGAUGUGGAGAUGGCCAAACGUGAAAUUGUCUCCGCCGCUGAGCAUUUCUCUAUGAUCCGGGCGUCCCGCUGCAAAGCCGGAGGGCCCGGAGGAGGAGGCGGCGGCUCCCUUCCCGGACCGCCACACUUACCUGGACAAACCACCAUACAGGUGCGGGUGCCCUACAGAGUAGUUGGGUUAGUUGUUGGACCAAAAGGAGCAACUAUCAAGCGCAUCCAGCAGCAGACUCACACCUACAUCGUGACGCCCAGUCGAGAGAAAGACCCGGUGUUCGAGGUGACCGGCAUGCCGGAGAACGUGGACCGAGCGAGGGAGGAGAUUGAGACCCAUAUCACCCUGCGAACUGGAACCUUUGUAGACCUGCAGGGAGACAAUGACUUCCACUCCAACGGCACUGACGUCAGUCUAGAGGGCCUCGGCGCCCUGAGCGGAGGCCUGGGGGCAUCUCUGUGGUCCAGGGCUACCGGCCACCAUUCUGCCCCCCCUCCUCCUCCACCCUCCCCACCUCCUCCUCCUCUCCCCAUGUCCAUGCACCACUCCUCCAGCCGGAAGAUGUCCUCAUCAGUUGCCUAUCACACGCACAACGGCGGGAUGAGCUCAGACAACUUCAGCACCACUCGCAAGGCCAAUGAGGGCGGCAGCCCCACGAGCCCCUUUAGCACAGGCUCCAGCAGCGCUGGAGGAGGAUUCACUUUCGGGGGCGACUCCACCCCAGGGCUGCCCUCGUCAGAUGAACUGGGCUUUGAGUUCAGCGCUGCCAACAUCUGGGCGCCUUUCGUCAACGGUGGAACAGGCAAUAAGACGGGUGGCUCUGCCCAACAGCAGCCUCUACGUCGCAACAGCAGCGGCCUCAGCGGCGGAGCCAUCACUCCACGAUUGUCUCCAACUCUGCCUCAGGACACGGGCGUGGGCCCCCUGGAUCACCCAUUAGCCCGUCGUGCACAGAGCGACCCCCUCAGCACUCUCUCCUGGCUGCAGUCCGGCAGCGCAGGAGGCGGCUCCUUCUCCGGAGCGUCCAGCUCCAGCUCCGGCGGCUCGUCGACUGGCUACUCCUCCUGCUCGGCCUCCUCCCUGCCAGGCGGCUCGCCCACUGACUCCGAGGGAGGCGGCAGCGGCGUGGGCCUCAGCUCCGGGAUGCUGAGCCGACUGAAAGGCGGCUCCGGCCCCGGGGUCGCGGGCCUGGUCGGCGUUAGCCCCGGGAUCAACAGGGACUGCUUUGUGUGUUUCGAGAGCGAGGUGACGGCAGCCCUGGUGCCUUGUGGCCACAACCUGUUCUGCAUGGAGUGCGCUGGGCAAAUCUGCCAGUCAGCUGAGCCGGAGUGCCCCGUCUGCCACACCCCCACCACACAGUGCAUCCGCAUCUUCUCCUAAUGCCCCGGCAGGGGGGUGCGGGGCGGGGGGUAAAAUCUGAGGGAGGCAGGAAGAAGACUGGAGUGGGGCACCAGCUGUGGGAGAGGCGAUGGAAGGAUUCACACUAAUAACUUUCACACACACACGAUGGACCAUAAUAAAUGCAUAAUAGAGAUGAUGAUACUAUACGGAUGUUGAUUUAUUGCUGGUAACUGUCAAGAUUAAUAAUAAUAAUAAUAAUAAUAAUAAUAAUGACAAUGACUUAUUUUCAGAGUGAAGUUAAUUGAAACUGGUCUGCAGACAGUCGGAGCUCAGACAGUCUCUCAGUGGUGAACUUAUGGAAGGAAACUAGUGUCUUAUCUCUCUUCAGGCCUUCAUUUUGACCCGGAGCAGCCCGCGCCGCCGGCUGCCGGUCUGUCUUGACAUUUUCUUCAUUCUGGCUUCUUCAGAUCUCUGCCUGCUUUCUCUCUCACAGCCUUUCCUUUUGACACUUUUGUACUUAACAGAUAUUUUUCGAUGAAGCUGUCAAUGAGGCCUGCACUUUUCUACUCCUUAUUUUAAUGUUCUCAACAGGACGCAAACCGUUCCAAUAAAUCCUGCCCCCCC